AUGGAAAACGAGUUAUAAGAGAACGAAAAAUAUGAUGUUCACUUAAUUAAUUUAGAAUAUUAAGAUGGAAAAUAGCAUGAAAACCUAAUUUCUAAAAUGAUGCUUCUUAGAGCUUACUCUAUACUAAAAGUAAAAAUGAUAAAGUAACGUAAAGAAAGCUUAGCUUGACAUUUUGGAAUCUGAUAAAAUUGAUGAUUUAAAUGAUGAGGAGAAGACUCUAAUUCUAUUUAAAAGAUUUUAAAAAUAAAUUGAUGGUUCAGAAUCAAAUUACUUAUCUUUAAAUCUAAUGAAAGAGUUACUCAAAUUUUUCAUAAGUAAUAUUAUAAUAUAUUCAUCAGAACCUCUUACAAGGGUCAUUUUGAUAUAGGUUUUACUUACUUUGGGGUAAUUAAUUUUACCAGUAUUAAUAAAAUUAAGUAUUGAUUGUGUAAUAGAUAAUGAGCAUAAAUUAUAAAAUGGAAUUAUUUUGAUUGUUUUAAUAUUGUUUAUUAGAUUAUCAAAUAUACUGAGUUAAUCUCAUUAAAGAAUGUUGAGUGUAAUACUAUAUCAUAAUAAGGAAAGAGAAAACUUGGGUACGAAUCAAUGAGUGUAAUCAGCAUGCUAAUAAUGUAGAAGAGUCUCAGAAUAUCUCUCCUAAGCAAUAAUGAUAGAAGUAUUGGAGAAAUAACAAACCUUAUGCAAGUUGACUCUUAAAAACUAAUACUCGCCUCAAACGAUUUAUUAAAUCUAGCAAUGAUUCCACUAUAUUUAAGUAUCUAUAUUAAUUUAUACUUAGCCAUAAGUUUGAUUUUAAUGUAUCAUCUCAUAGGAAUUUCAUUUACAAUUGGAUUUAUUAUCAUAAUAUUAACAAUUAUUUUGAACAUCAAGAAUGGUGAAAAUGUAAUCAAUUCAUAAGUGAAGUUAUUAUAAGCCAAAGACAAUCGGAUUAAGUAAAUAAAUGAAAUAUUUACCUAAAUAAAAUUCAUAAAAAUAAAUGCUUUAGAAGAAUACUUUUUAUCAAAAGUCUUUAAUUUACGAUAGAUUGAAAUUGGAUGUUUGAAAGAUAGAUUAUUUUAUUCUGCAAUCAUAAUAUUUUCAGGUUGGUUGGCACCUUAAAUUAUUCUCAGUUCUACAUUUGGUGUAUACAUAUACUUAGGAAAUAUCAUGAACCCCUCAAUAAUAUUUUCAAUUAUCAGUUUAUUUCAGAUCCUAUAAAUUACAAUCUAACAAUUACCAAUUUCAAUCACUGCAUUACUAGAAACAAAGUUAUGUCUAAAUAGAAUCUAAUAAUUCCUGACUUCUUAAGAGAUUAUGACAUAGUGUAUAAAUUAUAAGGAGUUCAGGGAUAGUGCAAUUGCUAUAUCUGUAAACAAUGGGAAUUUCUAUUGGAAUAGAAGUUAAGUUGAAAAAUCAGAGUUAAUUUUGAAGGAUAUUGAUAUGUUGAUUACUCCAGGAUAACUAGUUUCAAUUAUUGGAGAUGUUGGUUCAGGCAAAACAUCAUUUGUAUAAUGUUUAUUAGGAGAAAUGCUUUACAAGGAAGGUCCUAAAGUGCAGCUCUAUGGUUAAAUUGCUUAUGUGAGUUAAAAAGCAUGGAUCUAAAAUGCUACUGUUAGGGAUAAUAUUUUAUUUGGUAAACCUUAUCAUCAACAAAGUUAUGAGAGAGCCAUUCAUUUUUCCUGUCUCAAACAAGAUAUGGAAAUAUUAGUGAAUGGUGACUAAACUAUAAUAGGGGAGAAAGGAAUUAAUGUAAGUGGGGGACAAAAAGCAAGAAUAAGUUUAGCAAGAGCUAUUUACAGUGAGGCUAGUAUAUACUUACUGGAUGAUCCAUUAAGUGCAGUUGAUUCUCAUGUUGGUAAUUUUUUGAUGAAGGAAUGCAUUGUAAAUUAUUUGUAGAAUACAACUAGAAUAUUAAUAACACACUCCUUAAACUAUUGUAAGUAUGCUGAUUACAUUUAUUUAUUUGAUAAUGGCUAAAUAGUUGAAAAAGGCGUAUAUUCGGAUAUACAGUAGAGUAGAAGAUUUCAAAAUAUAGCUGAAAAGUGUAAUAUGGUUGAAGAGGUUAAUGAAAACAAUGUAUAGAUCUAANCUUAGCCAUAAGUUUGA
This is a messenger RNA of Paramecium octaurelia, 2082 nucleotides long. The record is from the annotation of a GenBank genome assembly. NCBI's taxonomy places the organism in Eukaryota, Ciliophora, Oligohymenophorea, Peniculida, Parameciidae.